Phragmites australis (common reed) is the source of this 639-nucleotide messenger RNA. RefSeq lists its product as uncharacterized. The transcript has a single exon. Bases 1 to 639 code for a protein of 212 amino acids. The record is from RefSeq and is a predicted model, not a curated record. Gene Ontology annotation, cellular component: plasma membrane. NCBI's taxonomy places the organism in Eukaryota, Viridiplantae, Streptophyta, Magnoliopsida, Poales, Poaceae.
AUGUCUGAAUCCGGCGACACGCUGCCCCAGCGCCACUGCCCGCACCACGCCCACGGCAACCGCCGCCGCCGGAUCCUCGUCUGCGUCGCCUUCGCCGUCCUCGUCCUGCUCCUCCUCGCCGCCACGGCCGCCAUCGUCCUGCUCGCGGUCCUCCGCCCGCGGGACCCCGUCAUCGAGCUCCUCUCGGUCAACGCCACGGGGGCCGUCCCGCGCGUCACGCUGCCGGCCGUCUCCAUUCAGCUCAACGUCACCUUCCUCCUCCUCGUCCGCGUGCGGAACCCGAACCCGGUCGCGUUCCGCCACGGCGCCGCCACCACGUCGCUCCUCUACCGCGGCGCGGCCGUGGGCGACGGCGCGGUCCCGCCCGGAACCGUGCCGAGCCGCGGAGCGACCACUGUGCGGCUGAACAUGACGGUGCAGGCCGACCGGAUCGUGGCGGCCGCCGGGAUCGGGGGCCUGAUCGCGGACGUGCUCGCCGGCGAGAUGGAGUUCGAGGCGAGGACUGACGUGCCGGGCACGGUCUUGCUCCUCGGGUUCGUGAAGCGUAGAGUCCAAGCCAGGUCCCAGUGCCGCGUCGUCAUCGGCGUCGCCGACGUGAAAGUUCGGCGUCAGGAAUGCCACAACGAGGCCAAGCUGUGA